Messenger RNA from Arabis nemorensis, 2067 nucleotides. The record is from the annotation of a GenBank genome assembly. Lineage: Eukaryota; Viridiplantae; Streptophyta; Magnoliopsida; Brassicales; Brassicaceae.
AUGGCUAUGGACUUGAAGCUUAUAGCAGCAGGAUUGCGCCAUUGCGGAAAAAUGCAAGCUUUCAAGCGUGGGGAAUCUAUUCAGGCUCAUUUGAUUAAGCAAGGGAUUUCUCAAAACGUGUUUCUUGCAAAUAACGUGAUCACAAUGCACUUGGAUUUUAGGUCCUUGGGUGACGCGCGUAAAGUGUUCGAUGAAAUGACUGAAAGGAACAUUGUCAGUUGGACAACCAUGGUUUCUGGGUAUACAAGUCUUGGAAAACCCAACAAGGCUAUUGAAUUGUACACAAGCAUGUUAGGAACCCAAGCAGAACCGCCCAACGAGUUCAUGUAUUCUGCGGUUUUGAAAGCGUGUGGGUUAGUGGGUGAUCUUGAGCUGGGACGUUUGAUUCAUGAAAGAAUUGGCAAAGAGAAUCUGAAAGGUGAUGUUGUUUUGAUGAAUGCUGUUUUAGAUAUGUAUGUUAAGAAUGGGAGACUUAGUGAAGCCAAUAUCGCAUUUUCGGAGAUUCGAAGGCCUAAUUCAACUACGUGGAAUACUCUCAUUUCUGGUUAUUGUAAAGCAGGUUUGGUUGACGAAGCAGUUAGUUUGUUUCACCAAAUUCCGCAGCCGAAUGUCGUGUCCUGGAACUGUUUGAUCUCGGGAUUUGUCGAUAAGGGUAGUCCUCGUGCAUUGGAGUUUCUAGUUAAGAUGCAGAGAGAAGGACUCGUGCUAGACGGUUUUGCUUUACCAUGUGGCCUUAAAGCUUGUAGUGCUGGUGGCUUAUUAACAAUGGGUAAACAGCUGCACUGCUAUGUCCUAAAGUCAGGUCUCGAGUCUAGCUCUUUCGCACUCUCUGCUCUUAUUGAUAUGUACUCCAACUGUAGUUCUCUGUGUGAAGCAGCUGAUCUCUUUCAUCAGCAAAAAUCGUCUCUCUCUAGUAGCGUCGCUGUUUGGAAUUCUAUGCUCUCUGGAUUUUUGAUCAACGAGGAGAAUAAAGCAGCACUGGGGCUACUUUUGCAGAUGUAUCAUUCAGAUUUGUGUUUUGAUUCCUACACUCUAAGUGGUGCCAUAAAGAUAUGCAUCAACUUAGCCAACUUGAGACUUGGGCUUCAGGUACAUGCUUUAGUUAUAAUCAGUGGUUAUGCGUUGGAUUAUAUAGUAGGAAGCAUUCUUGUUGAUCUACACGCAAACGUUGGGAAUAUUCAAGAUGCAGAUAAAAUGUUUCAUAGGCUUCCAAAUAAAGAUAUUAUUGCUUUCUCUGGCCUAAUAAGAGGCUGUGUGAAAGCAGGGUUCAAUUCCUUAGCAUUUUCUCUGUUCAGAGAAUUAAACAAGUUGGGACUUGCUGCCGACCAGUUCAUCGUCUCAAAUCUUCUCAAAGUCUGUUCAAGUUUAGUGUCUCUUGGAUGGGGAAAACAAAUUCACGGGUUGUGUGUUAAGAAAGGUUAUGAAUCAGAACCUGUAACUGCGACAGCACUAAUCGAUAUGUAUGUAAAAUGUGGUGAGAUUGACUGCGGUGUAGAGUUAUUUGAUGGUAUGUUGGAAAGAGAUGUUGUCUCUUGGACAGGGAUAAUUGUUGGUUGUGGACAAAACGGACGAGUCGAAGAAGCGAUUAGGUAUUUCCAUAAGAUGAUCAGUUCUGGGGUUGAACCAAAUGAGGUAACAUUUUUGGGGGUUCUUUCUGCUUGCCGGCAUUCUGGAUUGCUUGAAGAAGCAAGAUCCAUCCUCGAACUGAUGAAAUCUGAAUAUGGUCUUGAACCGUAUCUGGAACAUUAUUAUUGCGUAGUUGAUCUUCUUGGUCAAGCGGGGAGGUUCCAAGAGGUAGAAGAAUUGAUAAACAAAAUGCCGUUGGAGCCCGAUAAAACAAUAUGGAUGUCUCUGCUCACUGCUUGCGGAACUCACAGGAAUGCCAGACUGGUUACUGUAAUCGCCGAGCAAUUGCUCAAGGCAUUUCCAGAAGAUCCUUCAGUAUAUACAUCUCUUUCGAAUGUUUACGCAAUGUUGGGCAUGUGGGAUCGGUUAAGUGAAGUCCGAGAAGCUGCUAAGAAGUUGGGGGCAAAAGAAUCUGGAAUGAGCUGGAUUGAGUUUGCCUGA